AUGCUCACCAGUUCAGACCAGUCCCUCCCCCUCUCCCUCACACCCACCCUUCACUCCUCAGCCGGCUGUGCUCCAGGUGGAGGGUCCCCCAUCCAGUCCUCCCUGUCCCUUCCUGAGCCUGAGGCCUGGCGGAACCCCAGCCCCAACGCUGCCCGUCACGGCCUCGCCCAAGGGUCCCGCUCGUGCUCCCUCCAGGUCCCCCCCACCGUCACCGAGUAUCUGGGACUGCCUCCUCGAGCAGCCAGCUUCGAUGUGCCUUACAGCAGAGACGAGGGCUCAUCCGAGGCGGGCUCAGGGUCGGUGAGCCCCCACGGCAUGCUUCGGCGCCGCGGGGGUCUUGUGGAACAGAAGGAUGUCAUCAUGGCCCACCAGGCUCACAAGAUCCAGAGCACGCCGCAGGCUCGCCGGAAAGAGUGGGAAAUGGCUCGGUUUGGAGACGAGUCCGCUCCCAGCACGGUGGAUACCGGGGAUGGGGAUCUGGAGCGCAGCGGAGACGGACAGGACGCAGCGUCGGCGGGAAUGUCGGGGUCCCUGAAACAAGCCAAAGCGCAGAGGGCCCGGACCAUGGCUCUGUACAACCCCGUCCCCCACCGGCAGAACUGCCUCACCGUCAACAGGUCGCUCUUCAUAUUUGCAGAGGACAACAUAAUUAGGAAAUACGCAAGGAGAAUCAUUGAAUGGCCACCAUUUGAGUACAUGAUCCUGGCCACCAUCACUGCCAACUGCGUUGUCCUGGCCUUGGAGCAGCAUCUCCCUGGAGAGGAUAAGACUCCCAUGGCCAAGAGACUGGAGAAGACAGAGCCAUACUUUAUCGGGAUCUUCUGCUUUGAGGCAGGGAUCAAGUUGGUAGCCCUUGGAUUCGUUUUCCAUAAAGGCUCCUACCUGAGGAAUGGCUGGAACGUCAUGGAUUUCAUAGUCGUGCUCAGUGGGAUCCUGGCCACUGCAGGUGCUCACAUGAACAUCCCAGUAGACCUGCGGACCCUGAGGGCAGUGCGAGUCUUGAGGCCCCUUAAACUGGUCUCUGGGAUCCCUAGCUUGCAGAUAGUGCUGAAAUCCAUCAUGAAGGCCAUGAUCCCACUGCUCCAGAUCGGCCUUCUCUUGUUCUUCGCCAUCCUCAUGUUUGCCAUCAUCGGCCUGGAGUUCUACAGCGGGAAGCUUCACCACACCUGCCUGCCAUCUGAGAGCAUCCUCGACAACGAGACGGUCGACUCAUCGGAGGUGGCGUUUGCGUGCGGCGUGAGGAAGUGUCCAGAAAAGUACGACUGCAAUGACACCUGGAUCGGGCCUAAUGAUGGAAUCACCCAGUUCGACAACAUCCUGUUUGCCGUGCUCACCGUCUUCCAGUGCAUUACCAUGGAGGGAUGGACGGCCGUUCUAUACAAUACCAAUGAUGCCUUGGGUCCCACAUGGAACUGGAUUUACUUCAUUCCACUUAUCAUUAUUGGGUCGUUCUUUGUACUUAACCUGGUACUUGGUGUCCUCUCUGGUGAAUUUGCCAAGGAGAGGGAGAGGGUGGAGAACAGACGAGCCUUCAUGAAGCUGCGCCGCCAACAGCAGGUGGAAAGAGAACUGAACGGCUACCGAGCCUGGAUAGACAGGGCAGAGGAGGUUAUGCUGGCAGAGGAGAAUAAGAAUUCAGGGAGAUCACCUUUAGAUGUGCUAAAGAGAGCCACCAGUAAGAAAACCGGUGCGCGCAGAGGCGGCCCAGGAGAAGACAAGUACGCUGACAUGUCGACUGCAAGCAUGUCUCGGUCGAGGGUGAACUUCCGCAGUGGCCGACGCGGCCCCGCUGCCUACCUACGGCGUAAAGAGCGCAUGUUACGUAUCUCCAUCCGCCGCAUGGUGAAGACGGACACCUUCUACUGGACCGUGCUCAGUCUGGUGGCUCUCAACACCAUCUGUGUAGCUGUUGUCCACCACAACCAGCCCGACUGGAUGUCCAUCUUCCUCUACUAUGCAGAGUUUGUUUUCCUGGGGCUGUUUUUGGCUGAGAUGUUCCUGAAAAUGUAUGGUCUGGGUUUCCGACUCUACUUCCAUUCAUCUUUCAACUGCUUUGACUGUGGGGUCAUAAUUGGCAGCAUCUUUGAGGUGGUGUGGGGCUUCUUUCGGCCUGGCAUGUCCUUUGGCAUCAGCGUACUGAGGGCGCUCAGACUUCUGAGGAUCUUCAAGAUCACCAAAUACUGGGCAUCUCUCAGGAACCUGGUUGUGUCCCUGAUGAGCUCCAUGAAGUCCAUCAUCAGCCUGCUUUUUCUUCUCUUUCUUUUCAUUGUGGUGUUUGCCCUGCUGGGUAUGCAGCUGUUUGGAGGCAGGUUCAUCUUUGAAGAUUACACUCCCACCAACUUUGACACGUUUCCAGCUGCCAUCAUGACAGUGUUUCAGAUUUUGACUGGUGAGGACUGGAAUGAGGUGAUGUACAACGGGAUUCGCUCCCAGGGCGGCGUGCAAUAUGGCAUGUGGUCAUCAAUCUACUUCAUCGUGCUCACCCUGUUUGGAAACUACACACUGCUGAAUGUCUUCUUGGCCAUCGCUGUGGAUAAUCUGGCCAACGCACAGGAACUGACAAAGGAUGAAGAGGAGGAAGAGGAGUUCUUCAACCAGAGAUACGCCAGAGGCAGAGACGAGGGGAGAAGACGACCAUAUCUAUACAGGAAACGUGCCAUCCACCGAGGCCGACCUAACUUCCCAGAGGAGCCAGAGAGCGCAGGAGGGGGCGCCGACGAGCAGCCUCUCAAUGGCUCCAGCGCCUUCGCCAACCGUCGAGAGAGGAGGAGGAAGGUUAACAUGUCAGUGUGGGAGCAGAGGGCCAACCAGCUACGCAAGCGGCGCCAGAUGGCAAGCCGAGAGGAGUUGUUCAGCAGUCCCACGGAGGACACCAUCGAAACUCCCACCAGUGCCCAUCACGACCCCGCCCUGUCCCUCGAGACCAGCCCAGCACAUCUGCCAGAGUCCCCCAUGUCUGUGGGCAUGCCCCUGCCAGAACCUCCGAUGUCCAUUGCCAUCCCCAUGCCUGAACCUCCGGAUGCUGAACCCUUAUCUCUGCUGAACCUGAAUGAGGACAGAGCGGGAGGGGCUAACCACAAGCCCGCCAGUGGGGGCAGGCACAGGGUGGCCCGUAAGUUCAGGUCCACCGCAGGGCCGGAAGAAGGGGCGCGGCACAGGCGACACCGUCACCGCGAGGCUCGUGUUGAGGCCAAGAGCCUCGACUGUGCACAGUCACCGCAUGAGGCGGCAAGAGCCAGACGAUCACUCAGCCAGGAGAGAAAGACACUCGAUGAGAGGGAGGAGAAGGACGAAAAGGAGGAGAGAGAGAAAGCAGAGGCAGACGGAGGGUCGGUCCAAGAUGACUGUGGAGCCUGCAUUGUCAACCCAUAUGCAGAGGUCGGAGAUGAUCAUAGAAGGGUCAGUGUGCCUGGUGGGGACAUUCCUGAGCCUCCCCAGUGUGACCAGUCUCUGCUGGACUGUUCCUGGACCGAGCAGGGUGAGGGCGGGCAGGCUGACCAGUACGAGCCUUUGUGCCACAACAUCCCAGUGGAGACCGCCGUAGAGGCCACAGAGUUCAACGUGGGGGUCAUCGACUCGGAGAGCCGCCCAGCCUCUCUGAACCGUGGCAAGUCGAAGCAGGAGGGAAGCGUGGUCAUUGAAAUGUCCGCACAACCGCUGCUGGAGCUCACUCCCAUGACAGUGAACAGCAAAGAGUUGGAGGCUUUCCAGUCUGAGCUGAGAGAGAAAGACGAGGAGACAGAGGAGGAGGAGGUGCCCGUUCCUCCCAAACCAGUCGCUCCAGACAGCAUGUUCAUCUUCAAGGCCUCCAAUCCUAUUCGAAAGAUCUGCCACUAUGUGGUUACUCUGCGCUAUUUUGAGAUGACAAUCCUCCUCGUGAUCGUGGCCAGCAGUAUUGCACUGGCUGCUGAGGACCCUGUGUGUACCAGUUCAGACAGAAACAAGGUCCUGCGGUAUUUUGAUUAUGUCUUCACUGGAGUGUUCACCUUUGAAAUGAUCAUUAAGAUGAUAGACCAGGGUCUCAUUCUACACGAUGGCUCCUAUUUCCGAGACCUGUGGAACAUCCUGGACUUCAUUGUGGUGGUGGGAGCUCUGAUCGCCUUUGCUCUGACGAAUGUGAUGGGGAAUAACAAAGGCCGAGACAUCAAGACAAUAAAGUCCCUCAGAGUUUUGAGGGUCCUACGGCCUCUUAAAACCAUCAAGAGACUUCCUAAACUGAAGGCUGUUUUUGACUGUGUGGUCACGUCUCUGAAGAACGUCUUCAACAUCCUCAUUGUAUACCAGCUCUUCAUGUUCAUAUUCGCUGUCAUCGCGGUACAACUCUUUAAGGGGAAGUUCUUCUAUUGCACCGACGGCUCCAAGAAUACGGAGAAAGAAUGCCAAGGUUACUACAUUGACUACAGCAGAGACAAAAAGGAGGUGAAGAGGAGGGAGUGGAGGAGACACGAGUUCCACUAUGACAACGUCUGCUGGGCCCUGCUUACACUUUUCACCGUCUCCACUGGAGAGGGAUGGCCUCAGGUCCUCCAGCACUCUACUGAUGUUACGGAGGAGAACAUGGGUCCCAGCAGAGGGAACCGCAUGGAAAUGUCCGUUUUCUACGUCGUCUACUUUGUGGUCUUCCCUUUCUUCUUCGUCAACAUCUUUGUGGCUCUUAUCAUCAUCACCUUCCAGGAGCAGGGUGACAAGAUGAUUCAGGAGUGCAGUCUGGAGAAGAACGAGAGGGCUUGCAUUGACUUUGCCAUGAGCGCCAAGCCCAUGACCCGCUACAUGCCCCAGAACAGACAAACCUUCCAGUACAGACUUUGGCACUUUGUUGCGUCGCCCUCUUUUGAGUACACUGUGCUGGUCAUGAUUGCCCUCAACACCGUGGUUCUCAUGAUGAAGUACCACUCAGCCCCGGCAGCCUAUGAUACAGUGCUAAAGCAUCUUAACACAGCUUUCACAGUCCUCUUCUCGAUGGAGUGCAUACUCAAGAUCAUGGCUUUUGGAUUUGUGAACUACUUUCGAGAUACUUGGAAUAUUUUUGAUUUCAUCACUGUACUUGGCAGCAUCACUGAGAUAAUUGUGGAUUUACAGUCGGUGAACACCAUCAACAUGAGUUUCCUGAAGCUUUUCCGAGCCGCCAGAUUGAUCAAGCUGCUGAGGCAGGGUUACACCAUUCGUAUUUUACUGUGGACGUUUGUACAAUCCUUCAAGGCUCUUCCUUAUGUCUGUCUUCUUAUCGCAAUGCUUUUCUUCAUAUAUGCUAUUAUUGGAAUGCAGGUGUUUGGAAACAUCAAGCUGAAUGAUGAGAGUCACAUCAACCAGCACAACAAUUUUAAGACCUUUUUCAGUGCUCUGAUGCUGCUGUUCAGGAGUGCAACAGGGGAGUCCUGGCAGGAGAUUAUGCUCUCCUGUCUGGGGGGUCAGGAGUGUGAGCCAGAUCCCUCCAUCUCCCCCCUCACCGUGUCUCCAGACCACGAAGGAGGCUGUGGGACCGACUUCGCUUACUGCUACUUCGUCUCGUUCAUCUUCUUCAGCUCAUUUCUGAUGCUGAACCUGUUUGUGGCUGUCAUUAUGGAUAACUUUGAGUAUCUGACACGAGACUCCUCAAUACUGGGCCCGCACCACCUGGACGAGUUUGUACGCAUCUGGGGAGAGUAUGACCGUGCCGCAUGUGGUCGUAUCCACUACACUGCCAUGUAUGAGAUGUUAACCCACAUGUCACCGCCUCUGGGCCUGGGGAAAAAAUGUCCUGCCAAGAUCGCCUAUAAGAGGUUGGUGUUGAUGAACAUGCCUGUGGAUGAAGACAUGACUGUCCACUUCACCUCCACUCUGAUGUCUCUCAUCCGCACAGCCUUGGAGAUUAAAAUAGCUCGAGGUGGUGAGGACCGCAUUGCUCUGGAUACUGAACUACAAAAGGAGAUCAGUGUCAUUUGGCCUUACCUGCCCCAGAAGACCCUGGACCUCCUGGUGCCUAUUAACAAAGAUACUGACAUGACUGUCGGGAAGAUCUACGCUUCGAUGAUGAUAAUGGAUUACUUCAAACAGAACAAAGCCAAGAAGCUCAGGCAGCAACUCGAGGCUCAGAAGAGCAGCUUGAUGUUCAAGCGUCUGGAUGCCUCUACCCUCCCUGAGGACAUUCUUUCCAACACCCAGCCACUCCCAAUGAUGGCCCACAGCGCUGGCUCGGCCCUGACCAGGGGAGGUUUUGUGGCUUUGAGUCCCAUCUCACCCCAGGAGCUAUUUUUACAGCCCAUGACCUCAGACAUUGAUCCUAGUCAACACCAGUCUCUGGUGGGGGAGUGUAGGGUGAUUGGAGCCCCACUGGAGCUCCCGCUAGGGAGGGGCCUGUGUGUGCGGGCCUCUUCCAUGCCCCGUCUGGCUAUAGAGUCACAGCAGUCAGAAACUGCAAGUGGUUCCAUGAAGCGUUCAGCGUCCACUGUUGCGGAUCAGCGGGUAAAUGGUCUGUGGCAGGAGGAGAAAAGUCCAGAGCGAGUGUAUCGACCUCGUCACAAGAGCUACAAGGCCGCUGUUUCUCGGUCUGAACACUGGCAGCAGGGUGACAGGGACCGAGAGCGUGGCCGGUCCAAGGAGCGCUGUCACCUCCUCUCUCCAGACACAUCUCGUUGUAACUCAGAGGAAAGGAGCUUGCAGCCCUCACGCUCCUCCAGUGCAGAGAGAGCACACCCACAAGAUAAACAGGGUAACAGCUCAGAAAGUCCAGUGCCGUCCACCUCGGAGUCCAGCACACCCAGCGGCCGACGGCCUUUAUCACAGACCCCGACCCGCUCUCGCCCUCACAUCUCCUACUCCCCACUGGUGUGUCGCACACACCCCUCCGUCGGCGAAGACGACGACGAACAAGGCAGCCCAGAGACCCAGAGGCGGGGUAAGCCCACAUGGGAGGGUCAAGAGGGGGUAACGAGCGAGAGACGGAGCGAGGCGAGCCGGCACGCGUCCCCGCCUCGGCGCUACCCGUCGGAGCCAUUCCUGGCCUCACAGGAGGACGACCACAGCCCCGACCCCUCUGGUCCCAUGGAGACGUUGACCUUCGAGGCCGCUGUGGCCCACAGCCUGGGACGCUCAAACACCAUCAGCUCGGCCCGCCCUCGCUUGCGGACUGGCUGGCAGGUCCCCAACGGACACUUCCGGAAACGCCUGGCACAGACUGUCUCCGCUUCGGGCUGCGAUCCACUCAGCGACACAGAGGAGGACGACAGGUGCUAG
Messenger RNA from Myripristis murdjan (pinecone soldierfish), 7212 nucleotides. It is a transcript of the gene cacna1eb, whose product is annotated as calcium channel, voltage-dependent, R type, alpha 1E subunit b. The coding region runs from base 1 to 7212 and encodes 2403 amino acids. Lineage: Eukaryota; Metazoa; Chordata; Actinopteri; Holocentriformes; Holocentridae. Gene Ontology annotation, cellular component: voltage-gated calcium channel complex; neuronal cell body; membrane. The transcript is spliced from 48 exons. Gene Ontology annotation, molecular function: high voltage-gated calcium channel activity. Gene Ontology annotation, biological process: chemical synaptic transmission; calcium ion import across plasma membrane. The record is from RefSeq and is a predicted model, not a curated record.